UUGGAAGCCUUUGCGCUGGGACGCGGGAGCUGCUGCGCACAGACAGACCCGGGCUUACCCUCUGAAAAAGAGACCCAAGAAGCUGUACUACCAGGCUCUCUUUGUGAUAUUCCUUAAGAAAAGAAGGAUGGCCAAAGAGAAGGGCCUGAUCAGCCCAGGAGACUUUGCUCAGCUGCAAAAAUACAUAGAAUACUCCACCAAAAAGGUCAGUGAUGUCCUGAAGGUCUUUGGGGAUGGUGAUAUGAGCAAAUACUGCCACGGAGAUGCCAUUGGGUACAUGGGAUUUAAGCAAUUCCUGAAGCUCUAUCUGGAAGUGGACGAAGUCCCCCAUCACCUCUGCUGGUCUCUGUUUUGGUCCUUUCACGAUGCUCAAUGGGCAGAGAAGACAGAACGAGCCAAUGUGAUCUGUCUCAGUGAUGUCUCCUGCUACUUUUCCCUCCUGGAGGGUGGCCAGCCAGAAGACAAGCUAGAGUUCACCUUCAAGCUGUACGACAGAGACAAAAAUGGGAUCCUGGACAGCUCGGAAGUAGAGAAAAUCAUCCUUCAGAUGAUCCGAGUGGCUGAAUAUCUAGACUGGGAUGUGUCUGAGCUAAGACCGAUUCUUCAGGAGAUGAUGAGAGAGAUCGACUACGAUGGCAGUGGCUCUGUCUCUCUGUCAGAGUGGGUCCGGGCUGGGGCAACCACUGUGCCGUUGCUUGUGCUUCUGGGGAUGGAUAUGACUCUGAAGGAUGACGGAGCACAUAUGUGGAGAUUGAAGAGGUUCACCUGGCCAGUCUACUGCAACCUAUGCGAGUUGAGCAUUGGCCUUGGAAAACAGGGCCUGAGCUGUAACAUCUGUAAGUACACUGUUCAUGACCACUGUGCCAUGAAGGCCCAGCCUUGCGAAGUCAGCACCUACGCCAAGUCUCGGAAGGACAUUGGUGUCCAGUCACAUGUGUGGGUUCGAGGAGGGUGUGAUUCAGGGCGUUGUGACCGCUGCCAGAAGAAGAUCCGAAUCUACCACAGCCUAGCAGGACUGCAUUGUGUAUGGUGCCACCUGGAGAUCCAUGAUGACUGUCUGCAGGCUGUGGGUCCUGAGUGUGACUGUGGGCCGCUCCGGGAUCAUAUCCUGCCUCCGUCUUCCAUCUACCCCACGGUCCUGGUGUCCGGACAAGAUCGCAAACUGAAGACCACAGUUUAUAUAAACCAGAGCACCACUGAGGCUCUUCGGGUCAGCCCUGCGCCUAACACCCACCCACUCCUAGUCUUUGUCAACCCUAAGAGCGGAGGGAAGCAGGGGCAGAGGGUGCUUUGGAAGUUCCAGUAUAUGCUAAACCCUCGACAGGUGUUUAACCUGAAGGAUGGUCCGGAGCCAGGGCUCAAGUUUUUCAAAGACGUUCCUCAAUUCCGGGUAUUGGUGUGUGGUGGAGACGGCACAGUAGGCUGGAUUCUAGAAAGCAUUGACAAAGCCAACUUGCCUGUUGUGCCUCCUGUUGCUGUGUUGCCCCUGGGCACUGGAAAUGAUCUGGCUCGUUGCCUAAGAUGGGGGAGAGGUUAUCAAGGUGAGAAUUUGGGAAAGAUUCUCAAGGACAUAGAGAUAAGUAAGGUGGUGUAUCUCGAUCGAUGGUCCCUGGAAGUGAUCCCCCAAGAAAAUAAAGAGAAGAGUGAUCCGGUCCCCUCUCAAAUCAUCAAUAACUACUUCUCCAUCGGCGUGGAUGCGUCCAUUGCUCACCAGUUCCAUGUUAUGCGAGAGAAGUACCCUGAGAAGUUCAACAGCCGAAUGAAAAACAAGCUAUGGUACUUGGAAUUUGCCACAUCUGAAUCCAUCUUCUCAACAUGUAAAAAGCUGGAAGAGUCUUUGACAGUUGAGAUCUGUGGGAAGCCGCUGGACCUCAGUGACCUGUCCCUUGAAGGCAUUGCAGUAAUGAAUAUCCCGAGUACGCACGGUGGUUCCAACCUCUGGGGUGACACCAGGAGACUUCAUGGAGAUACCUGUUCUAUCAACCAGGCAUUAGGCAGUAUGGCCAAAAUAAUCACAGACCCCGAUAUCCUGAAAACCUGUGUGCCAGACGUGAGUGACAAGCGGCUGGAAGUGGUGGGAAUAGAGGGUGUGAUUGAGAUGGGCCAGAUCUACACCCGGCUCAAGAAUGCUGGACACCGGCUGGCCAAGUGCUCUGAGAUUACAUUCCGGACCACAAAAACCCUUCCCAUGCAGAUUGAUGGAGAGCCCUGGAUGCAGGCGCCCUGUACCAUCAAGAUCACCCAUAAGAACCAGAUGCCUAUGCUUAUGGGCCCAGCCCCCAACACCUACAAUUUCUUCGGAUUUUGGAGCUGAGGGUACCCAAUGCCCUGAGCCCACAUCCCUGUCCCUGGAGAUGUCCCUCGGUGCUCUGUAUAUUGCUGCCCCACCUUCCUGUCAGCCCAGAAGGAUGUUUCAUCAUCUUCACAGUAUUUAUUACCCUGUGCCUCCUCACUUUUCACACGCACACACACACAACCAAAAACACACAACAUUGAUAGUGCCUCCACAUGAUAAAGUACCCUUUUCCAUUAUUGGGAUGUCUGAUAAAUGAAUAACACUCUUUUUUAUACCUUCACCCCUCUAGAGACAGAUUCAAGAGCAAACAAAACAGCGAAAAACC
Phodopus roborovskii (desert hamster) is the source of this 2621-nucleotide messenger RNA. It is a transcript of the gene Dgka, whose product is annotated as diacylglycerol kinase alpha. Gene Ontology annotation, molecular function: ATP-dependent diacylglycerol kinase activity; calcium ion binding. NCBI's taxonomy places the organism in Eukaryota, Metazoa, Chordata, Mammalia, Rodentia, Cricetidae. The record is from RefSeq and is a predicted model, not a curated record. Gene Ontology annotation, cellular component: plasma membrane. Gene Ontology annotation, biological process: diacylglycerol metabolic process; intracellular signal transduction; lipid phosphorylation. The coding region runs from base 128 to 2314 and encodes 728 amino acids. The transcript is spliced from 23 exons.